Molecule: messenger RNA, 1024 nt
Organism: Sphaerulina musiva SO2202
Lineage: Eukaryota; Fungi; Ascomycota; Dothideomycetes; Mycosphaerellales; Mycosphaerellaceae
Exons: 2
Coding region: 181-795 (204 amino acids)
Source: RefSeq, a predicted model, not a curated record
CAUAUGCUACCGAGACCUGGACAUUUCAAUCGCAAGCAACACAUAGCACUGUGCCUGGGCUGAACAACAGCGACAGCAAUAGCAAAAGCAACAGCAAAAGCGACCAUUAUCCAUCGACAGAAGGAGGAGAGCAAGGAGAAGAAGGAGAAGGAGAACAAGGAGAAAGAAGAAGACUCCACAAUGAAAGCAUUCCGCCUGCUGUCCACAAUCCUCAUCGCCAGCGUCGCCGCCGCCAUCCAGCUCCCCGACCUGCAGCCAUUCCUCGCAGCCCUCCCGAACGUCCUCCAGGACCUCGCUUCUUCCCAAACGCUGCAGAACGAAACAGCGCACGAGCUCUUGAAGCGGCAAUCAAAUGGCUGUCCCAACAACUUCCGCUCUUGCAGCAAUCUAGGUGCACCCAGCCUCUGCUGCAUAUCCAAUGCGGUUUGUAGUGCCGAUACCGCCGGACACGUCGCGUGCUGUCCCUCGGGCGCCGCCUGCACGGGCACGAUUGCGGGAGUCAUUACCGCGGGGACUGUAAACAGUAAUGGGGCGCUGGUGACAGGCACCACAUCUGGCGCACUAGCAGCCACGGGGCUUACCACGCCCACCACCACGUCUUUGCAGAUGUACACCACUUCUGCGAGUAAUGGGCUGGUUCUCGCAUCAUCGACCACCGAUACUGCUGGGGACGGUGGCUUCAUCGUCGCAGGGACCAGCACGGUAGCGACUCCAGGAAGUGCUGCGAUGCGCAAUGCAGAAAUCCCCCUGAUUGCAAAAUGCAUUUUACGACUCCUUGACCUUCUGCCGCUGUAAAGCAUGGCGGUACACGACCGAGCAAUCACGACCAGAUUCACGACCGUACAGACGACCCACACAGCACCAUAGCGAGCGUAGCCAAUGAGCAUUGAGCAAUUUGAAGCAGUUCCGUUUCCCACAGAUAGAUACAUACCCCCCGGUUUUCCAAGUUGAAAUUGCUUUAAUAGGUAUCGACUUCAAUAACUUCAGCCGAUCAAGCUGCGUCAAAGGCAUUGCACUAUAUGGG